Messenger RNA from Mya arenaria, 1563 nucleotides. RefSeq names its product neuronal acetylcholine receptor subunit alpha-7-like. Gene Ontology annotation, cellular component: synapse; membrane; neuron projection. NCBI's taxonomy places the organism in Eukaryota, Metazoa, Mollusca, Bivalvia, Myida, Myidae. The coding region runs from base 357 to 1433 and encodes 358 amino acids. Gene Ontology annotation, molecular function: neurotransmitter receptor activity; extracellular ligand-gated monoatomic ion channel activity; transmembrane signaling receptor activity. The transcript has 7 exons. Gene Ontology annotation, biological process: signal transduction; nervous system process; monoatomic ion transmembrane transport. The record is from RefSeq and is a predicted model, not a curated record.
CGUUGUUUAGUUUAAAAUUAUUUUAAUUUUCACAACGAUAAUGAAACAAGCUAUUGCAACUUUUAGUAAUCUCUCUUAUUGGCAUGAUGUUGCGCGUUGUUUGUCUUAAUUUGAAAUUGUGAGUGCUCAAAAGAACGUUCCAUUACAACCAAAAUAGAGACCAUGGAAUGAUUUUAAAAUGGAAUAACUUUUCUCUUUCGGCACUAGUAAGAACUAACAUAGGUAUUACUUAAUAUAGAAGAAAUUCUGGAUGGAUACUUUUGUUGUUCGACCAGCACAUGCUCAUUUUAUAAAGGUGAAGUUGAAUGUGAGUAUUUUAUUAACUUCAGAACACUGUUGAACAGACGUUCUCCAUCAUGGGCUCUCUCUUCGUGACGUGGCUAGACGAACGCCUUGCGUGGAACACGAGCGAAUGGAAUGGUGUGCGCACAGUGAAUUUUAAACUAGAGGAAGUCUGGAGACCAUUGCUCGUUCAUGAAAACUCGGCCAUUGGUAUAGAGGUUUUGGGAGACAACAGUAACCACAGAAGUAUCCCUGUGAUUGUCUUCAGUAAUGGCUUCCUUUACUGGCUGAGUCCUGCCUACCUCGUCUCGUUCUGUCAAGUCGACGUCUCCAAGUUCCCAUUUGAUACACAAACAUGUCAGUUCGAGAUAUCGUCGUGGAUGUUUGGAGUAGAUACAAUCAAUUUCAUACAUAUUUAUGACUACAUCAGUCUUUCCGAGUAUGAACAGAAUGGAGAGUUUGAAGUUUUAGAUACCUUCACAUCAUACAAAUAUGAUUCUCUCGGCAUAACAACUGCUAAAAAGCUUGUGUUUGGAGUCCAACUGAAGCGGCGAUACUCCUAUUAUCUUGUGAACCUUGUACUUCCUGUUCUGGUGCUACAGGCUCUUGGAAUCGUCAUUUUCCUAGUACCCGCGAGCUCCGGUGAGAAACUGUCCUUUGCCUUUACCUUGCUUCUAUCACUGACUGUCCUCAUGUCCAUCGUCAGCGAGAAAGUGCCCACAACAUCACUUCAAGUGUCCACGCUAAGCAUCUACCUGUUGGGUGGAGCAUUCAUCUCUGGCUUGGAGGUUAUGAUGACAGUAAUAAGUCUGAUUUUACAACACAGACAGGACGAAGGGAAGCAAUUGACACCUGGUCUUCGCAAUUUUACGACCAAGCUUUAUAAUAUACAGACAUGCCUGAAAAAUAAGCCUAAAAGGAAAGUUGAACCAGAGGGUAAGAAUAUAUCGGACGAUGUAAGCAUUGACAAGGACAUCAUGCAGUUGGAUCUUGACGUAAAGUCUGCAUGGGAAGAAGUUGAUAAAAGCUCUGCGGAGAAGGAAAUGACGUAUAAGGAAUUGAACCAUGCUCUGGACCAGAUUUGUGUAUUUGGGUUCUCUUUCUUAACUAUAACAUUAACGCUUGUUUGUUUGUUUCGAGUCGCAUUCUAGACGACAGAUUAUCUUGAAUUAAUAGAAGGUUAGCAAGUACAUAUACGGGAAUUUUCGGUAAAAUUAUUCAGGACCUUUCUAAAUAAAUUAACAUUUGCGUCAUUUUUCAAAUUCCUGUUUUCCUUAUACU